This is a messenger RNA of Peniophora sp. CBMAI 1063, 1140 nucleotides long. NCBI's taxonomy places the organism in Eukaryota, Fungi, Basidiomycota, Agaricomycetes, Russulales, Peniophoraceae. The record is from the annotation of a GenBank genome assembly.
AUGGCCCCCUCCGCUCUUUCCACCCUUGUCGCCCUCGGCUCGGCCGGCGCUGCCCUCGCUCAAGUCACCCUCACCUUCCCCGCCACGCCAUUGAACCAGCUUACUUUCGCGGCGACGACAGACCUGCCCUACCAGAUCUAUCCGGACUCGACGCCUUAUGUCCGCGGCCCCCAGUCUGGCUACAACAUCUGCAACUCGACGACCGAGACACAGGAAUCUAUGUGCCAGACCAUGUGGGUUAACGGCCUUGACGACUUCUGCUUGUGGGCACCUCCCAACGCCAACUCUACGAUCGCCGACACGGAGGGUGAGGAGGUCGCAUGGUGCACGAAGAAGGGUUACGGCACCCGUAUCAUGGAGGAGGGCACCAUUACCGGCGCCCAGCUCUUGAAGACGGACCAGUACUGGAUGAUCACGGGUCUCGUGAACCAGUCGCUCAUCAACAUCCAAUCCGACGAUUUCGGUGGUGAGCUUGACUCUGGAGGACAGGACGAGCGUGGCAACCCGAUCGGUGGGACACUCUACUCGACCGCCUUCAACUCGAACCCGUAUGGCCAGAUCCUCUGGUGGACUGAGUUCAUCGGUUCCAACCAGUUCUGUGUCAAGAUCUGCAACCCCAGCGGCACGAACGAGGCCGGCUACUGCCAGCACACUCUUGACCGCAUCGGCCUCCUGUACAACUGCCCGUCCAAGUACACCGCCGCUGCAGGCUUCCAGGCCGGCGAGUUCGAAGUCUGCGACUCUGACCUCAUGACCGUCCCCGGCAUCUACGUCGACUCCACCGGUGCCACCCAGUCCUACUCGCAGCCCCCGGAGUCGCUUGGUGCUAUCACCAGCAUCCCGUACACGCCCUCCGUCGUCGCAUCGUCGAACUGCCAGACGUACGCUUCGUCUGCGCUCUUCACCGACCUCGUCCAGGCAACUGGCGCGGCUUCCGGCAGCGGCGCAUCCGCCACCGGCUCUGCCACCGGCUCGGGCUCGAAGUCCGCGACGGGCUCCGCUGCCUCUGCAACUGGCUCCGCCGCCGGCUCGACGUCCUCCGCGUCGUCGCUGAACAACAAGAACGUCCUCUCGUCGCUUGUGUUCUCGCUCGCGGCCGGUGUCUUCGGUGUUGCGUCGGCCAUCGCGCUCCUCGCUUAA